Molecule: messenger RNA, 484 nt
Organism: Drosophila rhopaloa
Lineage: Eukaryota; Metazoa; Arthropoda; Insecta; Diptera; Drosophilidae
Exons: 3
Coding region: 96-425 (109 amino acids)
Source: RefSeq, a predicted model, not a curated record
UGGUUUACCGAAAUCCGCACUUUUAAUCCAAUCAAACAACAUCGAACAAAUAGCAAAAAAAAAACAAUUUUAAAAACACAACAUCGCGAACAACAAUGCAUUUGCCCCAAGGAGCAUUAAGCUUUCUGUUCAUCACUUGCAUGAUGUUCGCACUGGCAAGCGGCCAUCCAUCAAGCGACAAGCUUAAGAUCCGAAUACACGUGCCGGUGAAGCACCACACACAUGUGCACACGAAGACGGUCAUUAAGAAGGUUCCGCUGCCCAUUCCGGUGCCGGUCAAGGAGCACCACCACGAGCCGAAGAAGCACCACAGCAGCCGGAGCCACCACCACCACCACCACCAUGAGGACGACCAGGACGACGAUUUCGAGGGCUACGAGUAUCCCAUCAAGGCCAAGCGGCGCACGCGGCAUCCCUUUGUCUGAGCCACCUAGCCACCCACCAUUCAACCACCCAGCCACCCAAGCGCCCCUUGCCACGCCCA